GUAAAGGGAGCGGCUCUCCCAGGGCCAGAUUCUGGUUGGAUGUCCCUGGAGCCUGGGGUGGGGGUCGUGGGAUGUGGGAAGGGACCUUUGGACAGGGCCGCACUGGGCUGUGGCUAAAGCACAAGCCUCAGGGUAGACAGGAAUGGAGCUCCUCAGGCACAGCUGGCACACUGUUGCUGCCCUGCCUCCUGCCAGUCUGGAGUGUCGCACUGGGCCUGUUGUGAGGGUCAGGCCUGGAGUCUGGGGGUCUCAGCAGGAUGGCCUGCAGGGGGAAAGGCCUGUGGGGAGGUGGCCCUGGUGGUGGAUAGUGAGGAGGAGGUCCCGGUGCCAUCUGUGUCUGGAUUCACGACCUGAGAGAUGAUUGCCUCAAGGAGCCUUGCUGAGGUAGGACAUGGGAUUUCUUUGGGAGCCAGCCUCUGUGCCCCAUCCUUCCUCAGCCCAUUCCCACCUUCAUUGCAGGGCCCUGGAGGCCCACUACCCCUCUUAUCCUGGGCCAGUCAGGAGCCUCAGGCUCUAAGCUUGCAAGGCAGUUUGGGCCAGGCAGAAUUGGGGUGGGAGGGGAGCAGCCAACCCACCAGCUUCUCUGCUUCUCUGGCAUCCCUCGGUGCCAGUGGAGUGGGGAUCCUGGCCUGGAGGACCCAUCACCCUCAGGAAGGCUGUGGGGGGAUGAGAGGAGCCACCAAAGGUAGGGUCUCCCCAUUCACAUCCCCCCAGCCAGAUCUCAAAGACCAACCCAUGGCCUCUCAGCUGGUAGGUGCGGGGAGGGGGGCCUGCUGAGCAGGAGGAGGGGGCAGGUGAUAAGGCUGCCCCCAACCAGGCCUUUACCAAAGGCCUGUACAAAUGGCCACCUGCCUGUCUCUGUCUCAGUUAUGUCAUCCCUAAAUGGGGACUGACUUACCAGAGGCAGGGUCCACCAUGUUCAGGCCUGGCAUGCAUAGGGCUCACCACCUGGGCUGUUUUCCCCAGGCCCCACAGCCCAACAUGUAACAGCUGACCCCACCCUGGAUCCGGGUAGACAGAACCAAGUCGGGGGAGGUCUGCAGUAUAGUGACUGGGCAGAGGGCCCUGUGGGCAGCAGACCUGGGAUUGGAUCCUAACACCGGUGUAAGGGACCCUAGACAAAUUCUCUAACCCCUUUGAGCCUCCCUGGCACCAGUAACAGGAUAAUAAAAGUAAUUACCUUUCAUUCAUCCCACAAUCUGAAUUGUGCAUCUGUGUGUGAACCAGCCAGACACGAGAGUCCCUGCUUUCCCAUAGCUGACAUUCCAGCAAGAGAGAAAAUAAACUAAAACCACUGUCAGCUGGUGGCCAGAGCUACAAGGUGAAGGCUGGAGACCUUUGACCUGAGACUGAUCUGUGGCUGCUGAUAUGCAGGAGGAAAUCCUGGCGGGUUCCUGUGGGGGUGAGCUGACGGGCCUCCCAGCGGCUUUUAAAGCGCCUGCCCGCCCCCGUCCUGCCUGCCUGCACUGCGCCUGCCUCUUGGAGCUUGUUCCCCAGCCGGCUGUCCUGACUGUCCUGGACAGUGUACCCGCCAGUCACCACCGGCCAUGGUGGGGCCUCGGGGCUGCCUCCUGCUCUGCCUCCUGGCCCUCUGCCUAGCAGGUUCCAGCUUCAUCACGGGGCAGAAGGUGCAGUCCAGGCACUGCGAUGUGAAGACCAAGUUUGUCACGCAUGUACCCUGCACCCCAUGCUCCGCCAUCAAGAAGAGGACGUGCCCCUUAGGCUGGCUUCGGGAGUCCCCAGAGAAGAUACCACAGGACUGCCGAUACGAGGUGCAGCUGGGAGAUUCUUUGGUGUCCAUGAGCGGCUGCAGCCUGGAGUGCUGGCAGGACGUGGUGCAGAAGGCCUGCUGCCCUGGCUACUGGGGGUCCCAGUGCUAUGAGUGCCCCGGGGGUGCUGACACCCCAUGCAACGGCCAUGGGACGUGUCUGGAUGGCAUAGACAGGAAUGGGACCUGCGUGUGCCAGGAAAACUUCAGUGGCUCAGCCUGCCAGGAGUGCAGAGACCCCAACCGUUUCGGGCCUGACUGUCAGUCAGUAUGCAGCUGUGUGCAUGGCAUGUGCCGCCAUGGGCCGCUCGGGGAUGGAAGCUGCCUGUGCUUUGCCGGAUACGCUGGACCCCGAUGUGACCAAGAACUGCCUAUCUGCCAGGCCCUGAACUGUCCCCAGAACUCCCAGUGUUCUGCAGAGGCCCCCACCUGCAGCUGCCUGCCUGGCUACACCCAGCAGGGCAGCGAAUGCCGAGCCCCCGACCCCUGCCAGCCAUCGCCCUGCUCCCCACUGGCCCAGUGUUCAGUGAGCCCCCGGGGACAGGCACAGUGUCACUGCCCCGAGAACUACCAUGGCGAUGGGACAGUGUGUCUGCCCCAGGACCCGUGCACCACCAACAAUGGUGGCUGCCCUGGCAACUCCACCUUAUGUCUGUACAAGAGGCCAGGCCAGGCCUCUUGCUCAUGUAAGCCAGGCCUGGUCAGCAUCAACCACAAUCCCUCUGCGGGCUGCUUCGCCUACUGCUACCCUUACUCCUGUGACCGGUCAGCCACCUGCCAGGUGACCCCUGAUGGAAGGACCAGCUGUGUGUGCAAGGAGGGCCAGGUGGGAGAUGGGCGUGCCUGCUACGGACACCUGCUCCACGAGAUGCAGAAGGCCAGCCAGAUGGGCUUAACGUUCACGAGGCUGAGAGUCACCCUCGCCAUGAUGGACCAGGGCUGCCGGGACAUCCUCACCACGUCGGGCCCAUUCACUGUGCUGGUGGCAUCUGGCAUCUCCAGGACCAUGAAUGCAUCCGUUGCCCAGCAACUCUGCAGACAGUACAUCAUCGCAGGGCAGCACAUGCUAGAGGAGUCAGGAACCCAGCCUACACGCAGGUGGUGGACACUGGCUGGGCAGGAGAUCACCGUCACUUUCAAUAUCUUCAGGCAGAAAUACACCUACAAGUACAAAGAUCAGCCCCAACAGACAUUCACUGUCCAUAAGGCCAACUACCCAGCAGCCAAUGGCGUCUUCCACAUGGUCAGUGCCCUGCAGGGGAGGCCUCCAUUAGAGCUCCCUGGGGACCCCAAGAGGACCAUUGGCCAGAUCCUUGCUUCCACUGAAGUCUUCACCCGGUUUGAAACCAUUCUGGAGAACUGUGGGCUGCCCUCCUUCUUGGACGGGCCUGGGCCCUUCACGGUCUUUGCCCCCAGCAACGAGGCAGUGGAUAGUUUGCGUGAUGGCCGCCUCAUCUACCUUUUCACAAUGGGUCUCUCCAAACUGCAGGAGCUGGUGAGGUACCACAUCCACAGCCACAGCCAGUUGACCAUUGAGAAGCUCAUCUCCAAGGGUCGGGUACUCACCAUGGCAAACCAGGUCCUGGCUGUGAAUAUCUCCGAGGAGGGCCGCAUCCUGCUGGGACCUGAUGGUGUCCCGCUGCGGAGAGUGGAUAUACAGGCUGCCAAUGGUGUGAUCCACAUGCUGGAGGGCAUCUUGCUGCCCCCAACCAUCCUGCCCAUCCUGCCCAAGCUUUGCAAUGAGGAGCAGCACAGGGUGGUGGUGGGCUCCUGUGUGGACUGCCAAGCCCUGAACAGCAGCAUGUGCCCUCCCAACAGUGUGAAGCUGGACAUGUCCCCUGAGGAAUGCAUCUACACCCAUGACCCUAUCGGGCUCAACGUCCUGAAGAAGGGCUGCGCCCACUACUGCAACCAGACCAUCCUGAAACCUGGCUGCUGCAAAGGGUUUUUCGGGCCUGACUGUGCACAGUGUCCUGGUGGCUUUUCCAACCCCUGCUACGGCAAAGGCAAUUGCAGCGAUGGAGUCCAGGGCAAUGGGGCCUGCCUCUGCUUCCCAGACUACAAGGGCAUCGCCUGUCACAUCUGCUCCAACCCAAACAAGCAUGGAGACCAGUGCCAAGAAGACUGCGGCUGUGUCCAUGGUCUAUGUGACAACCGUCCAGGCAGCAUGGGUGUGUGCCAGCGUGGCACAUGUGCCCCAGGCUUCAGCGGCCGCUUCUGCAACGAGUCCAUGGGGAGUUGUGGGCCCACAGAACAGUCCCAGCCGUGCCACCUGCACGCCCGCUGCGUUAACCGGGGGGGUGUGGCCAGGUGUCUCUGUCUCGAUGGCUUUGAGGGUGACGGCUUCUCCUGCACACCCAGCAACCCCUGCUCCCGCCCAGACCGUGGCGGAUGCUCAGAGAACGCUGACUGUGUCCCCGGGGCCCCGGGCACUAACCACUGCACGUGCCACAAAGGCUGGAGUGGGGACGGCCGUGUCUGUGUGGCCAUUGACGAGUGCGAGCUGGAUGCACGAGGCGGCUGCCAUGCUGAUGCUCUCUGCAGCUACGUGGGGCCCGGGCAGAGCCGGUGCACCUGCAAGCUGGGAUUCGCAGGGGAUGGCUAUGUGUGCAGCCCCAUUGACCCCUGCCGGGCAGGCAACGGUGGCUGCCAUGAUCUGGCCACCUGCCGGGCAGUUGGGGGAGGUCAGCGGGUCUGCACGUGCCCUCCUGGCUAUGGGGGUGAUGGCUUCAGCUGCUACGGAGACAUCUUUCAGGAGCUGGAGGCAAAUGCCCACUUCUCUGUCUUCUACCAGUGGAUCAAGGGUGCCGGCAUCACUCUUCCUGCUGACAGCCGAGUCACAGCCCUGGUGCCCUCAGAGUCUGCCAUCCGUAGGCUGAGCCCUGAGGACCAGGCCUUCUGGCUGCAGCCAAGGAUGCUGCCACAACUGGUCAGGGCCCAUUUUCUCCAGGGUGCCCUCUCCGAGGAGGAGCUGGCCAGGCUGGAUGGGCAGAGUGUGGCCACCCUGAGCCCCACCACGCGCUGGGAGAUUCACAAUAUCAGUGGGAGGGUCUGGGUGCAGAAUGCCAGUGUGGACGUGGCUGACCUCCUUGCCACCAAUGGUGUCCUACACAUUCUCAGCCAGGUCUUACUGCCUUCGAGAGGGGAUGUGCUCAGUGGGCAGGGGUUGCUGCAGCAGCUGGACUCAGUGCCUGCCUUCCAUCUCUUCCGGGAGCUGCUGCAGCGCCACAAGCUGGUGCCCCAGAUUGAGGCCGCCACUGCCUACACCAUCUUCGUGCCAACAAACCGCUCUCUGGAGGCCCAGGCCAACAGCAGCAGCCUGGACGUGGAUGUAGUGCGACACCACGUGAUCCUGGGGGAGGCGCUCUCCAUGGAAGCUCUGCGGAGGGGAGGACAUCGCAACUCCCUCCUGGGCCCUGCCCACUGGCUUGUCUUCUACAACCAUAGUGGCCAGCCCGAGGUGAACCACGUGCCACUGGAAGGCCCUGUGCUGGGGGCCCCUGGCCGCUCUCUAUUCGGACUUUCAGGGGUCCUGACGGUGGGCUCCAGCCGCUGCCUGCAUAGCCAUGCAGAGGCCCUGCGGGAGAAAUGUGUCAACUGCAGCCGGAAAUUCCGCUGCACUCAGGGCUACCAGCUAGAGGACACCCCCAAGAAGAGCUGUGUCUACCGAUCUGGUUACUCUUUCUCCCGGGGUUGUUCUUACACGUGUGCCAAGAAGAUCCAGGUGCCUGACUGCUGCCCUGGCUUCUUUGGCACACUCUGUGAGCCGUGCCCAGGGGGGCUGGGCGGUGUGUGCUCAGGCCACGGGCAGUGCCAGGACAGGCUCCUGGGCAGUGGGGAGUGCCGCUGCCACGAGGGCUUCCACGGAACGGCUUGUGAGAUGUGUGAGCUGGGCCGCUAUGGGGCCAACUGCACUGGAGUGUGUGACUGUGCCCAUGGGCUGUGUCUGGAGGGGCUUCGAGGAGACGGUAGCUGUGUCUGCAACGCGGGUUGGCACGGCCUCCGCUGUGACCAGAAAAUCACUGGUCCUCAGUGCCCACAGAAGUGUGACCCCAACGCCAACUGCAUCCGGGACUCAGCUGCAGCCCCUGCCUGUGUCUGUGCCGCGGGGUACUCAGGCAACGGCAUCUCCUGUUCAGAGGUGGACCCCUGUGCCCAUGACCGCGGGGGCUGCUCCCCCCACGCCAACUGUACCAAGGUGGCUCCUGGUCAGCGGACAUGCACGUGCUUGGAUGGCUACACAGGCGACGGGGAGCUGUGCCAGGAAGUUAAUGGCUGUCUCAUCCACCACGGGGGCUGCCACACGCACGCUGACUGUAUCCCCACAGGCCCCCAGCAGGUCUCCUGCAGCUGCCGUGAGGGUUACAGUGGGGACGGCAUCCGGACCUGUGAGCUCCUGGACCCCUGCUCCCAGAACAACGGAGGCUGCAGCCCCUACGCCGUGUGCAAAAGCACAGGGGACGGCCAGAGGACGUGCACCUGCAGUGCAGCCCACACCGUGGGUGAUGGCUUCACCUGCCGUGCCCGAGUCGGCCUGGAGCUCCUUCGGGACAAGCAUGCCUCAUUCUUCAGCCUCCACCUACUGGAAUACAAGGAGCUCAAGGGGGAAGGGCCUUUCACAAUCUUCGUGCCUCAUGCAGAUUUAAUGGCCAACCUGUCACAGGAUGAGCUGGCUCGGAUUCGCGCAAAUCGCCAACUGGUGUUCCGAUACCACGUGGUCGGUUGCCGGCAGUUGCGGAGCCAAGAGCUGCUGGAGGCGGGUUAUGCCACCACACUCUCCGGGCACCCCCUGCGCUUCAACGAGAGGGAGGGCAGCGUUUACAUCAAUGACUUCGCGCGCGUGGUGAGCAGUGACCACGAGGCAGUGAACGGUGUCCUGCACUUCCUCGACCGCAUCCUGCUGCCACCUGAAGCCCUGCACUGGGAGCCUGACAUGGCUCCCACCCCACGGAGAAACAUCACCGCUGCUGCCGAGAGCUUCGGUUACAAGAUCUUCAGCGGCCUUGUUACGAUGGCUGGCCUCCUGCCCCUGCUUCGAGAUUCAUCCCAUAGGCCUCUCACAAUGCUAUGGCCCACAGACUCCGCCCUGCGAGCCUUGCCUCCUGAUCGCCAGGUCUGGCUGUACCAUGAGGACCACCGUGACAAGCUGGCAGCCAUUCUGCGGGGCCACGUGAUCCGCAACAUCGAGGCCUUGGCAUCUGACCUGCCCAACCUGGGCCCACUGCGCACCAUGCAUGGGACCCCCAUCUCCUUCUCUUGCAGCCGUGCCCGGCCGGGUGAGCUCACCGUGGGAGAGGAAGACGCCCGAAUUGUUCAGCGGCACCUGCCCUUUGAGGGUGGCCUGGCCUAUGGCAUUGACCAGCUGUUGGAGCCACCUGGUCUUGGUGCCCGCUGUGACCGCUUUGAGACUCGGCCUUUGUGGCUGAAAAUUUGCAGCAUUUGUGGGCUGGAACCACCCUGUCCUGAGGGCUCACAGGAGCAGGGCAGCCCCGAGGCCUGCUGGCGCUAUUUCUCAAAGUUCUGGACGUCUCCUCCGCUGCACUCCUUGGCACUGCGUAGUGUUUGGGCCCGGCCCAGCCACUGGGGUCAGCCCCAAGGCCUGGGCAGGGGAUGCUACCGCAACUGUGUCACCACAACCUGGAAGCCCAGCUGCUGCCCUGGCCACUAUGGCAGCGAGUGCCGAGCUUGCCCUGGCGGUGCCAGCAGCCCCUGUAGUGACCAUGGCGUGUGCAUGGACGGCAUGAGUGGCACCGGGUAUUGUAGGUGCCGUCCAGGGUUUGCUGGGACAGCGUGUGAACUCUGCGCUCCGGGUGCCUUUGGGCCCCUUUGCCAAGCCUGCAGCUGUACCUCCCAUGGCCGCUGUGAUGAAGGCCUUGGGGGCUCUGGCUCCUGCUUCUGUGAUGAGCGCUGGACUGGGCCACGCUGUGAGGUGCAGCUGGAGCUGCAGCCCGUGUGUGCCCCACCCUGCGCACCCCAGGCCGUGUGCCGCGUGGGCAACAGCUGUGAGUGCAGCCUGGGCUAUGAAGGGGACGGCUACACGUGUACAGUGGUGAACCUGUGCCAGGAUGGGCGUGGUGGCUGCAGUGAGCACGCCAACUGCAGCCAGGUAGGCACCAGAGUCGCCUGCACCUGCCUACCUGACUAUGAAGGUGACGGCUGGAGCUGCCGGGCCCGCAAUCCCUGUGAGGACGGCCACCGUGGAGGCUGCAGCGAGCAUGCAGACUGCCUGAACACAGGACCGAACACCCGACGCUGUGUGUGCCAUGCCGGCUAUGUGGGUGACGGACUGCACUGUCUGGAGGAGCCCGAGCCGCCUGUGGACCGCUGCCUGGACCAGCCCCCACCGUGUCAUGUGGAUGCCGUGUGCACGGACCUGCACUUCCAGGAGAAACGAGCUGGUGUCUUCCACCUCCAGGCCACCAGUGGCCCGUACAGCCUGAACUUCUCAGAGGCGGAGGCAGCUUGUAGGGCCCAAGGGGCUGACCUUGCUUCUCUCCCUCAGCUUUCUGCUGCCCAGCAGCUGGGCCUCCACCUCUGCCUUGUGGGCUGGCUGGCCAAUGGCUCGGCUGCCCACCCCGUCAUUUUCCCCGCGGCAGACUGCGGUGAUGGUCAGGUGGGCGUGGUCAGCCUGGGUGCCCGGAAGAACCUGUCAGAGCGCUGGGAUGCCUACUGCUACCGUGUGCAAGACGUGGCUUGCCGCUGUCGUGAUGGCUUUGUGGGGGAUGGAACCAGUGUGUGCAAUGGGAAGCUGCUUGAUGUACUGGCCACCACUGCCAACUUCUCCACCUUCUAUGGGAUGCUACUGGAAUACGCCAAUGCUACCCAGAGGGGUCUCGACUUUCUGGAUUUCCUGAAUGACGAGCUCACCUAUAAGACACUCUUUGUUCCUGUCAAUGAAGGCUUUGUGGACAAUAUGACGCUGAGUGGCCCAGACCUGGAGCUGCACGCCUCCAACACCACCUUCCUGAGCACCAAUGCCAGCCAGGGCACCUUGCUUCCUGCCCACUCGGGCCUCAGCCUCGUCAUCAGUAGUGUGGGCCCCGACAACAGUUCCUGGGCCCCUGUGGUCCCAGGAGCAGUUGCAGUUAGCCGUGUCAUCAUGUGGGACAUCGUGGCCUUCAAUGGCAUCAUCCAUGCUUUGGCCAGCCCCCUCCUGGCACCCCCACAGCCCCGGGCAGUGGUAGCACCUGAGGCCCCACCUGUGGCAGCAGGUGUGGGGGCUGUGGUAGCUGCUGGAGCACUCCUUGGCCUGGUGGCCGGAGCCCUCUACCUCCGCGCCAGAGGCAGGGCCACAGGCUUUGGCUUCUCUGCCUUCCAGGUGGAAGACGACGCUGCUGAUGACUUCUCCCCCUGGCAAAAAGGGACCAGCCCAACCCUGGUCUCUGUCCCUAACCCGGUCUUCGGUAGCCCAGAUGCCUUUUGUGAGCCCUUUGACGACUCGCUCCUGGAGGAGGACUGCCCCGACACCCAGAGGAUCCUCGCGGUCAAGUGAUGUGGCUGGGACUGAAGCAGAGGAACAAGCAGGAGAGAGAUGGCUUUUAUUGCCCAGAGUGGGCAGGACAGGAGGGACUGGGCCUGGUCCAGACAGACAAUAAAGGUGCCCUCAACGGAUGUGGGCCAUGUCACCAA
Molecule: messenger RNA, 9397 nt
Organism: Camelus dromedarius (Arabian camel)
Lineage: Eukaryota; Metazoa; Chordata; Mammalia; Artiodactyla; Camelidae
Gene: STAB1
Product: stabilin 1
Exons: 70
Coding region: 1548-9260 (2570 amino acids)
Biological process (GO): cell adhesion
Molecular function (GO): hyaluronic acid binding; calcium ion binding
Source: RefSeq, a predicted model, not a curated record